UAACAAUAAUCCGCGUAAUCCCGUGGAACAUCUCGGAUGUUCACAGUGUCACCACUGCAGUGAUGUGGGAGGCCACAAGCAGACCAAGCCUCCUCUAUAAAGAUUUAUGGGUUUUUAAAAGCAACAGCUUACGCUGCAAAACUCUCAAAACAACAUUUCAUUGAUUUAAUCAUUAAAUCACGAUUUCAUACAAUUGUUAAGAAUGUGGAGACAGUGGUAUUAAAACCAACCAGGAGCGAACAAUAACAAACAACUUAUUAAAUUGAUUCAAUAAGUCGCCUUUUUCUGUCUUUAAAGGCUACUACAUCCAUCAUGGAUGGGGUAAGGACUGGUCUCGUCUUUGGGGGUUUUCUGGUGGUGUUGGUUUCAGUCACUUCCGGUCUGUCGCCACCUACCAUCGCGUCCAGCGAAGAAGAGUUGGUCCUGCAGCCAAACGCCGCCUUCAACAUCAGCUGCAGCGGCAGCGAGAGCGUCAUUUGGGUCGAUCCCCUCCUGGACAACACCUACGUGCAGUCGGGGUACAACACGGCGACGCUUUUCAUUCUCAACGCCACCGUGGAAAACACCGACUACUACAUGUGCACCUACGAGUCCCUCAAGGACCAACCGGAAGGAGAGAAUGAGGCGGGAAUAUACGUCUUCGUAACAGAUCCCCAGUUUCCCUUCGUCCCUGAGACCCCAGAGAACCUGCAAGUCACCAUUGACAGAGUGGGGGUCCCCAUCCCCUGCCGAGUGUCGGACCCUAACUCUCAUGUGACUCUGAGGAGCGUCUCCAGUGGAGAGGAGAUUCCCACCCUCUACGACAACAAGAUGGGCUUCUUCGGCCACCUGUCGCCCGGGCAGUACCUGUGUGAAACCACGGUGAACGGCAGGACGGUCACGAGUGACGUCUACACCGUGGACACCGAAGACGCUUCCGAGGAGGUGGGGGAUUUUGAUGUGGAGGUGAAAGCCAGCGGCGAGCUGGUGAGAGCCGGGGAGCCCUUCAACGUAACAUGCGUCGCUCCCUCAGGACCCACCUUCCAGCAGCAGUGGCUGCACCUCAAGAGACAGGCCAGGGACGCAGUUCAGACGAAGCAGACGCUCCUCGGCCGGGUCGUCUACACCCUCAGCGUCCCGCGGGCCUCUCUUUGGGACAGCGGCGCCUACGAGUGCUCCGUCACCGAGGAGCUCAGCGGCGAGAUCAGAGUCGGCAGCGCGGCGGUCGCCGUCUCCGAGGAGAAUUCCUUCGUGUCGCUGGACCACAGCGGGAUCGGGGCCACAGAGUUUGUGAGCCUUCUGGAGGAGACGGAGUUCCUCAUCCUCAUCCACGCCUUCCCGGCCCCCAAAGUGACCUGGCUGAAAGACGGAAAAGACCUGUCACAGAACUACUUUGUCCUCACAAAGACCAGCCACGUGGAAGGGAACCGGUACCGAAGCAUCCUGACACUACGGCAGCCUCUGGGGAAAGACGACGGCAACUACACCAUCCGAGCCCUCAGUGGCUCCCGCACCGCCCAGUUCUCCUUCACCCUCAAAGUGAAGGCCCCCACCGCCGUGAUGUUCCCCCCGUCCUCCGCCCCGGUGCUGCUGCCGCGGACGGAGGAGCUGGUGGUGCCCCUCCGCACGCCGUUCACCCUGACCUGUCGGGGGGAGGCCAAACUGGCCUGGGUGACGCCGCCUGGCGUGGACGAGCAAAUGCGAGAGGACAACAGCGGCCUGUUCGUCACCACGGUUACCGUGGACGACGCCACGGCGAUGCACACCGGCUACUACACCUGCUUCUACAGCCAGAACACCACGGAGGAGGCGGAGGACAGCAGCAUCUACGUCUACGUGCCAGACCCGGACGUCCCCUUUGUGCCCUCGCUGGAACCCUUCAGCAACCUCAUCCUGUCCGACCACAAGGACAUGGAGAUCCAGUGCCGCGUGUCCGACCCCAGCGCCAACGUGACCCUGGUCAACGUGGAGACCCAGCAGCCCGUCGCCAGCGUGUACGACAGCAAGCGGGGCGCCGUGGGGGUGUUCGCCGCCGGCACCUACGUCUGCAAGGCGCUCAUCAACGGAGAGGAGCAUCACAGCGAGGAGUACAUCGUCCACGGCUGGCCAGGUGGCAACCCGCUGCACGUUGAGCUGACCGCCGAGCGGACCGCUCUGCUUGUGGGCGACCCCCUCACCGUCAUCUGUGUGGCUCGGGGGUCCGAGAUCCUGGAGGACCACUGGAAGUACCCCGGAAAAGUGGCGAAUCGCGGCGUGAAAACGGUGCGAGACAUCCCGAGGCUUCAGGAGAUCCGCUACAACCUGACCAUCCAUCAGGUCUCCGUCAAAGACAGCGGCAUCUACUCGUGCUCCAUCACCGACGUCGUCAGCGAGGAGAGCCAGACCAAGGAGGUGGCCAUUCGCGUGUUCGCCAGCGACUUCCUGUCCGUCUGGCCCGAGUUUUCAGAAUACGAGUCGGCGGAGCUGGACGAGGUCCGAGAGUUCAGGGCCGAGAUCAGCUCCUUCCCCGCCGCCCGCGUCACGUGGCUCAAAGACGGCGCGGCGCUCGGCGACGUGACGGCGGAGAUCGGCCUCCGUCAGCUCAGCGAGACCAGCUACAUGAGCGUUCUCACCCUGAUCCGGGCCAAGGAGGAGGACAGCGGGAACUACACCAUGCGGGUGGAGAACGGAGACCAGAGACGCGACGUCAGCCUGAUGCUGCAGGUCAAAGUGCCUGCAGUCAUCGUGAACCUGAUGGACAUCCAUCACGGCGCCGCCACCACCGGCCAGUCGGUGGUGUGCAUCGCCAGAGGGCAGCCCCUCCCGGUGGUGGAGUGGUUCAUCUGCAAGAGCAUCAAACAUUGUGCCAACGACUCGUUCGCAUGGGCGCCGCUCCCCGCCAACUCCACGGAGGUCACGGCGGACUCGCACGUGAACGAGGACGGCGACCUGGAGAGCCAGGUCAUGUUCGGCCACCUGCAGAACACGCUGGCCGUGCGCUGCCUGGCCCGCAACGACAUGGCCGCCGUCAGCAGGGAGAUCAAGCUGGUGUCCAGUGGGCCUCACCAGGAGCUGACCGUAGCCGCCGCCGUGCUGGUGCUGCUGGUCAUUGUCAUCAUCUCACUCAUUGUCUUGGUUGUUAUCUGGAAACAGAAGCCGCGCUACGAGAUCCGCUGGCGGGUCAUCGAGUCCGUGAGCCCCGACGGACACGAGUACAUCUACGUGGACCCCAUGCAGCUCCCCUACGACUCGCGCUGGGAGUUCCCCCGGGACCGGCUGGUGCUCGGUCGCAUCCUGGGCUCCGGCGCCUUCGGGAAGGUGGUGGAGGGCACCGCCUACGGACUCAGCCGCUCGCAGCCCGUCAUGAAGGUGGCCGUGAAGAUGCUGAAACCCACGGCCCGCUCCAGUGAGAAGCAGGCCCUGAUGUCAGAGCUGAAGAUCAUGACUCACCUCGGGCCGCACCUCAACAUCGUUAACCUCCUGGGAGCCUGCACCAAAUCAGGGCCCAUCUACAUCAUCACGGAGUACUGCUUCUACGGGGACCUGGUCAACUACCUGCACAAGAACAGGGAGACCUUCCUCAGCCUGAACCCAGAGAAGACCAAGAAAGAGCUGGACAUCUUUGGGAUCAACCCUGCAGAUGAGAGCAGCAGGAGCUACGUGAUCCUGUCCUUCGAGAGCAAGGGCGACUACAUGGACAUGAAGCAGGCCGACAGCACGCAGUACGUCCCCAUGCUGGAGAUGAGCGACGCCUCCAAGUACUCGGACAUCCAGAGGUCCGAGUACGACCACCCCCCCUCUCAGAAAGAGGACGAGAUGGACGAGCUGCUGUCAGACGAGGGCCUCAGCACCACCGAUCUGCUCAGCUUCACCUACCAGGUGGCCAAAGGCAUGGAGUUCCUGGCCUCCAAGAAUUGUGUGCAUCGGGACCUGGCCGCCAGGAACGUCCUCCUCUCUCAAGGAAAGAUGGUGAAGAUCUGUGACUUCGGCCUCGCCCGGGACAUCCUGCACGACAGCAACUACGUCUCCAAAGGGAGCACGUUCCUGCCCGUGAAGUGGAUGGCCCCGGAGAGUAUCUUUGACAACAUGUACACCACCCUGAGUGACGUGUGGUCCUACGGCAUCCUGCUGUGGGAGAUAUUCUCCUUGGGUGGAACCCCGUACCCGGGCAUGGUGGUGGACUCGAGCUUCUACAACAAGAUCAAGAGUGGAUACAGGAUGUCCAAACCGGAGCUGGCCCCCGACGACGUGUACGAGAUGAUGAUGAAGUGCUGGAACAGCGAGCCGGAGAAGAGGCCUUCGUUCCUGGGUCUGAGUGACACUGUAUCUUCUCUGCUGCCCUCCAGCUACAAGAGGCACUACGAGAGGGUCAACCGCCAGUUCCUGAAGAGCGACCACCCCGCCGUGACCCGGGUGUGCGCGGAGAGCGACGACGCCUACAUCGGCAUCAGCCACAAGAGCAACAACAAGCUGAAGGACCGCGAGAGCGGCUUCGACGAGCAGCGGCUGAGCUCCGACAGCGGCUACAUCAUCCCGCUGCCCGACCUGGAGCCGCCAUCCGACGACGAGUACGGCAAGAGGAACCGCCACGGCUCUCAGACGUCCGAGGAGAGCGCCAUCGAGACGGGCUCCAGCAGCUCCACCUACGCCAAGCGCGAGGGGGAGACCCUGGAGGACAUCACGCUGCUGGAUGAGAUGUGCCUGGACUGCAGCGACCUGGGGGAGGACAGCUUCCUGUGACAGACACCCCAAGUAGGGGGGGUGGGGGGCUCCUCGAAGGACGCGGGGGACUAGAGAUAAAAAAAAAACUUGUUAAAUCAACCAAAGACUCCUCCUUGGACAUCUCUGGAUGUGGUGACAGCGUGGCCUUCGCCCCCCCCCCCCCCCCCUGGAAGAGAUCGUGACACUUAAAGGGACUUAAAGAGUGUCGGACCUACAACAGAUCUACUUUAUUUUUUCACUUGCAGAGCUUUAUCCUAUCGGGCAUUCUUCCAGCAGCAAUAUAAGCAGCAACAAAAUGUCAUUCAUAUUAUAUAUAAAUACAAAUAUAUAUAUAUAACCACUAGAGAUGCACUAAAGGAGGCCGAUAGCAGCAACCCGUAUGCAGGUAAACUCACUUUUCUUCACCUGAAGCACAAUCACAGAAUCUGGACUUUGUCUUUCGCUUAUGAACAAUUCUGUGUUUUGUUUUUUAACGCGAGCGGUAAAAUCAAAUUUAUUUUUCUACUUCGUCGCUGUGUGGACGUGUGUGUCCUGAGGAGGACAUCCUUUGAGCUGAUGACGUCACACGUGUCACAUGUGAACAACACAAAGACAACAACAAAGUGUGAUUGUAUUGUAAAUAAGAGUUAUUGGGAUAACAGUUAUUUUAUGUAAGCACAUAUUUAGCUUCUGCAAUGCUUCCAACAAUUUAAAUGUCAGUAAUUGUCCUCCAAUAGGAAUCAAUCAUCUAGUGGGAAACGUAUAGUCUGGCGGUUGUAUUAGAUUAUAUUCAUAUUUUAUCAUGUUUUUAAUGUGCCAUAUGAAUAGUAAUCGCUUCAGCUCCGACACAAAUAAGAGAUGGAGGUAGAAACCAAGCAGCAGGUGGUUGUCCUCUUGUGUCCAACAGGAAGUUAGAGUCCCACCGGUUCCCUUUACAAAGAGGACGGUUCGUCAAGAUAAUCUUUGCAAAUGAGCACCACUUGUAGGAUGUUUUUUUUUUCAA
Messenger RNA from Pungitius pungitius (ninespine stickleback), 5662 nucleotides. It is a transcript of the gene pdgfra, whose product is annotated as platelet-derived growth factor receptor, alpha polypeptide. The transcript is spliced from 28 exons. NCBI's taxonomy places the organism in Eukaryota, Metazoa, Chordata, Actinopteri, Perciformes, Gasterosteidae. Gene Ontology annotation, biological process: platelet-derived growth factor receptor signaling pathway; multicellular organism development; protein phosphorylation. Gene Ontology annotation, molecular function: platelet-derived growth factor alpha-receptor activity; ATP binding; platelet-derived growth factor binding. The record is from RefSeq and is a predicted model, not a curated record. The coding region runs from base 313 to 4698 and encodes 1461 amino acids. Gene Ontology annotation, cellular component: signaling receptor complex; plasma membrane.